Messenger RNA from Danio aesculapii, 3554 nucleotides. Its product is annotated as NACHT, LRR and PYD domains-containing protein 3-like. Lineage: Eukaryota; Metazoa; Chordata; Actinopteri; Cypriniformes; Danionidae. Gene Ontology annotation, molecular function: protein binding. The record is from RefSeq and is a predicted model, not a curated record. The transcript is spliced from 10 exons. The coding region runs from base 180 to 2900 and encodes 906 amino acids.
AUGAAGUUCAGCAAUAAUGUUUUAGCAUUUUAACACCAAGAUUCUACUGCAUGGAUUAUCACAGUACUAUAAAAGCUAAGCCAUGAGUUUAGCCUAUAUGUGUAGCUACUUGAUAGAAAAGGCGGAUGUCUGAAAAGGCUGUUUAAGAGUCAGUGCGGUAAAUCAGAUUUAGUUUCAUCAUGGAAGACACUAAAACAACUAACAAUGAGGAUUAUUCUCCAGGAUUCAGUUCACUUCAUCAGGAGAGAUCAGAUCCAGAGCCCAGCUGUGUGUCUUUGAGGAGUGACGGGUCUAUGGGUCAUCCAGUACAUUUUAACAGUGGAGAUACCAAGAUUGAUCUCAGUUCAGUUCAUCCGAAGCGAUCAAAGCCAGAGUUCAGCUGUGUGUCUUUGAGGAGUGACGGGUCUAUGGGUCAUCCAGUACAUUUUAACAGUGGAGAUACACAGACUGAUCUCAGUUCGUUUCAUCAGAAGAGAUCAGAUCCAGAGCUCAGCUGUGUGUCUAUGAGGAGUGACGGGUCUAUGGGUCAUCCAGUACAUUUUAAAUGUAGAGAGAAACAGACUAAUCUUAGACAAAAUCUUAUCAACGCUUUUAGAUCAAAUCUGCUGAAGAAGUUUGAGUGUCUGUAUGAGGGAACAGCGGAGCAGGGAAACCCAACACUCCUGAAUGAAAUCUACACAGAGCUCUACAUCACAGAGAGUGAGAGUGGAGAGAUCAGUCAUGAGCAUGAGGUGAGACAGAUUGAGACACAAUCCAGGAGAUCAGCAACAGAGGACACAGCGAUCAAAUGCAGAGACAUCUUUACACCUUUACCUGGACAAAACAAAGCCAUCAGAACUGUGCUGACGAAGGGAGUCGCUGGCAUUGGAAAAACAGUCUCUGUGCAGAAGUUCAUCCUGGACUGGGCUGAACAGAAGGAGAAUCAGGACGUCCAGCUCAUAUUUCCACUUCCGUUCAGAGAGAUCAAUCUGAUGAAGGACAAAACACUCAGUCUGUCAGAUCUUCUUCAGCUCUUUUUCCCUCAAACUAAAGAAAUGGAAAUAUCCAGUGACAAAUAUAAAGUGCUGUUUAUCUUUGAUGGUCUGGACGAGUGUCGUCUGUCUCUGGAUUUUCAGAGUGCUGUGAGGUUGUGUGACGUCAGUGAAUCCGCCUCAGUGGACGUGCUGCUGACGAACCUGAUUGUGGGGAAUCUGCUUCCCUCUGCUCUCAUCUGGAUCACCUCCAGACCAGCAGCAGCAGAUCUCGUCCCCUCUGAGUGUGUCCAUCGAGUGACAGAGGUACGAGGCUUCAAUGACCCUCAGAAGGAGGAAUACUUCAGCAAGAGAAUUAGUGAUCAGAGUCUGGCCAAUACAAUCAUCUCACACCUGAAGUCCUCCAGGAGCCUCUACAUCAUGUGCCACAUCCCAGUGUUCUGCUGGAUCUCAGCCACUGUUCUGGAGAAGAUGUUGAGUGAAGCAGAGACUGCAGAGAUCCCCAAGACUCUCACUCAGAUGUACACACACUUCCUAAUCCUGCAGACCAACAACAAACAUCAGAAGGACUAUGAGGAGAAGGUGACGGAUGAAGACAUGAUCCUCAAACUGGGGAAAGUGGCUUUUCAGCAGCUCAUGAAAGGCAAUCUAAUCUUCUAUGAGGAAGACCUGAGAGAGUGUGGCAUUGAUGUGGCAGAAGCUUCAGUUUACUCAGGAUUGUGCACUCAGAUCUUCAGAGAGGAGUUUGGCUUGUAUCAGGGGAAAGUCUUCAGCUUCGUUCAUCUGAGCAUUCAAGAACAUCUAGCAGCUCUAUAUGUGCACCUCUCCUGUAUAAACCACAACAGAUAUGAGUUUGAGGAAAUUAACAAACAGAAUUUGUGGUCUAAAGUUAGGGACUAUCUGUACUUAAAUUCCUCACAACCUGUUCCAUUAUCUGAGCUGCAUCAGCGAGCUGUAAAUGAGGCUCUACAAUGUAAAAAUGGCCAUCUGGAUCUUUUCCUGCGGUUUCUUCUGGGUCAGUCAGUGGAGUCUCAUCAGAUUCUCCUACAAGGACUAAUGAAAAUGAAAAGCAAAUCAAUCCAGAAUAAUAAAACAGUCGAGUACAUCAAGAAGAAGAUCAGGACCAUCGACUCUCCAGAGAAAUCCAUCAAUCUGUUUCACUGUCUGAAUGAACUGGGUGAUCAUUCACUAGAGGAGGAAAUACAGCAGUAUCUGAAGUCUGGAACAUUAAAUGAAGCCAAACUCUCUUCAUCUCAGUGGUCAGCUGUAGUUUUUGUGUUGUUGACAUCAGAGAAGAAGCUGGAGGAGUUUGAUAUUAAUGAAUUUGUUGCUGGAAACAAUAAAACUGAAAAACUGUUCAUUUUUAAGAAGCUGCUGCCUGUGAUUAGAGAAUGCAGAUCAGUCCAGUUGAGUAAUUGUGGUCUCACAGAUGAAGGUUGUGCUGUUUUGGUUUCAGCUCUGAGAUCAAACCCUGAACACCUGAGAGAACUGAAUCUGUCUGAAAAUAAACUAAGAGAUUCAGUGACUCUUCUUACUGCUCUUCUGGAGGAUCCUCACUGUAAACUGGAGAAACUGGGGUUGAGUGAUUGUGGUCUCACAGAGGAAGGUUGUGCUGCUUUGGCUUCAGCUCUGAUAUCAAACCCUGAACACCUGAGAGAACUGAAUUUGUCUGAGAAUAAACUUGGAGAUUCAGUGACUCUUUUCUCUGCUCUACUAGAGGAUCCUUUCUGUCAACUGGAGAAACUGUGGUUGAUUGAUUGUGGUCUCACAGAUGAAGGUUGUGUUGCUUUGGCUUCAGCUCUGAUAUCAAACCCUGAACACCUGGGAUAUCUGGAUCUGUCCUGGAAUAAACUAUCAAAAUCCACAGGGAAGCUGUUCUCUGUUAUGAAGGACAACCCACAUUUUAAACUGAACACAUUUUUCUUUUGAUUCUCAGUGUUAAAUUUGCUCAGGAUCAGCCGAUGGUGAAUAAAGAGAAACGUCACAGACACAAUAAACACACUGAAGACACACAGACUCACACUAACUGCACAACACUGGCUUGUUUUUAUAUCAAAUGGCCAGAAGAAUGUAAAUUACUCAUUAUUUUUCACAUUGUCCAGAUAUUGAUUAUAUUGAAAAAAAAUAAAACACUCCUAUUGUAAUCAGUAAGCCAUUGACAUGAUGUAAAUAUGAAUGUUAGAUGUAAAUAUGAAUAUUAGAAAAAUAAGAUUUUUAUUUUUAUGUUUUUAGUUUAAACUUGGUUUACUCAGAGAAAGUCCAAAUUUUAACUACAGAAGAGAUCUGUAAUCAUUUAGCAGAUUUAACAUGCUCAUCUAUUAAUGUUCCCGCUCUACUUUUCUUGAUGACAAACAUCCCUGACGGUCACAACAAAACUGAAAUAGGAAGAAAAUCUAAUUUAUUUUAUAAGUCAAGACAUGAUGAGAUUGUUUAUACAAGAUGCCGCAUUGGACACACGAGCUGAAUCAGUCACUGUUGAAGACUUGAUAAAUAUCUACAGAUAUCUGUUUCCAAAGAUUUGGAGUUGAUUGAAGACUAAAAUAUUUUGGAAAGUUGAGCUGAUUGAAAGACGUGUUUUUACUG